AUGGCCCCCCCUUCGCUGCGCAUCUCGAUCGGGUGCAGCGUGGAGGAUUUGAAAGUGUACAAUGUGAAUAGCGAAGAAGCAGCGCUCAUCUCGACGGACAAAUUUCAAGGUCGAAUCGUCGUCAGGAUCAAGGAUUUUGCGGGAGAGGUGCCGCUGGGAAAAGAGAGGAUCGCUCAUACGGGGUAUUUCGACGAGGGAGUGGGCAAGGGAAAUACUUGGAGCAUUCAAUUGCAAGGUGAGCAAGCCAAUCACUCGACGUGCUGGUCGAGCCAGAGGGGGGGAGAAAAAAGGUGGCUAAGAGCUUCUGAUGAUCCCUUGAAGGACGCUUUUUGAAGGACGUGAACGCAAACGACUUGGUGUGGGGCAACCAAGUGAGUGCGAGUCGUCGCAUUUGAAGUGAUCUUGGCCCCCCCUCUGACCUGUUUGAUGGCCACUUGCGCAACAAGUUCGAGAAGCCCAUCCGGGUGAGUGGAGAGUGGGAGCAGCUGUCUGGAGGCGCAGAGCAAGACUGAGCGAAGCGCUGUUCAUUGCGACCCCGGGCUUUCAGGACAUUCUGCCAUGGGGCACAUCGGUCGCUCUGAAUGCCCUUGGGUACAUUGAUCCGAACCUGAAGCACGACAUCUAUGCUGACAGACCGUGGGCUUUCAGGUGAGACAUUGCUCAGCAAGAUCACGAGUGCCGCACACGGAAUCCUUGCUUCAGAGCGCUCAUCUGUUGCUCAUCUUGCCCAUCAAACAGCCCUCUCAUCGCGACAAUGACGCGCGUCAACGUAGCUCGCGUUCCAGCAGCAGCGGAAGCCAAGACGGCGGAAGAUGCCUUCGAGUCAGAAGGUUGGCCUCCCUUUCCUCAAGGAGCGGUCAAGGGGGGUGAUGAAAGCUACGUGCACGACGAUACUUCGGUCCUCUUGCUCAAAGAAGGUUCUGACGAAAUUGAUGCCCAGUUGGAAGAAGACGGCGUGGCCGAUUUGUCCACCGUCAGAUCACUCAAGGGAGGAAGAGGUGGAAAUGAACAUGCUCAUCAGAGGAGAGCUCAAUUUUGGAAAGAGCACGUCAGGGAGAGAGUCUUGAUUGGUCGCAAAGACCUCGUCACUACCACCACCUUCGACAAUGGCUUCAUCGAUUUCAACAGUGAGCAGCAGCCAGAGAGAUCAACACCUUGCCCUCUUUAGUGUGGGCCUUUGCUCACUGCCACAUUGCAUCUUGCAUAGCCUUGCGUUUGGAAUUGCCCUACACGAACGGGAUGGGCUUCGAUCGUGAGUACUGCAGUCGGAAUGCAGAAAAGUUCGAGCUGAUGACCGAUAGGCCCGAUUGCUCCCGAUUCGCAAUCAGUGAAAAAGUAUUGGGAUGGACAGCCAGUGCGCUUCUACUGUAAGUGACGCUUGAGCCGCGAAGACACUUGCCCGUCAAACCCAGCUGCGUCGAGCGUCUGACAUGCAAGCCCAACUUCCGACUCUGCAGGCAAAGAAAAAUCCGACGACACCGUCUUUUUUGUGGUCGAGUUUACCAUCAAUGAGCUCAAGACGUAG
This is a messenger RNA of Ceraceosorus bombacis, 1525 nucleotides long. The record is from the annotation of a GenBank genome assembly. NCBI's taxonomy places the organism in Eukaryota, Fungi, Basidiomycota, Exobasidiomycetes, Ceraceosorales, Ceraceosoraceae.